AUGUUGGGACGUAAACAAAGCCUGAAAGGUGAACCAAUUCUGGCUGAUUAUGGUCCUGAAGAAUCCCUUAAUGAAAGUGCUGAUAUAGAGUGGGUAAAUAAGCUAUGGGUCAGACGAAUUUUAAGAUUUUGUGCACUUUUAAGUUUAAUGUCUGUUUCUCUAAAUACACCAAAAUCUUUCGAAAAAUAUCCGUAUCUGCAGAUUACUACAUUUGUGGUAGAUUGUUGUGUUACUCUUCUUUUCACUGCAGAAAUGAUAGCAAAAAUGCAUAUAAGAGGAAUAUUAAGGGGUGAUGUUGCAUACUUAAAGGAUCAUUGGUGCCAAUUUGAUGCCUCCAUGGUGUUUUUCCUCUGGGUGUCAGUGCUGUUGCAGAUGUUUGAGUUGACGGGAAUUGUACCAAGAUAUAGUUACCUCAGCAUUCUAAGAGCUCCAAGGCCGUUGAUAAUGAUUCGGUUUCUCAGAGUAUUUUUAAAAUUCUCAAUGCCAAAAUCAAGAAUUAACCAAAUUUUUAAGCGUUCAAGUCAACAAAUCUAUAAUGUAACUUUAUUUUUUUUGUUCUUCAUGUCCCUUUAUAGUUUAUUAGGAGUUCAGUUUUUUGGAGAACUUACACACCACUGUGUAAGAAAUAAUACUGACCCAAAUGAAAUAACUAUAAAUUCUCUGGCGAUACCUGAUACUUUUUGUUCUCCUGAACCUAACUCGGGUUAUCAGUGCCCCGCAGGAAUGAAAUGCAUGAAGCUAAAUUUAUCAAAGUACAUAAUGGGUUUUAAUGGAUUUGAGGAGUUUGCUACAAGUUUAUUCACUGUUUAUCAAGCUUCUUCCCAAGAAGGCUGGGUUUUUAUUAUGUACAGAGCAAUUGAUUCUCUGCCUGCAUGGAGAUCUGCACUUUAUUUCAGUACUAUGAUUUUUUUCCUGGCUUGGUUAGUCAAAAAUGUUUUCAUUGCUGUUAUAACUGAAACAUUUAACGAAAUAAGAGUACAAUUUCAACAAAUGUGGGGUGUAAGGAAUCCAAUAACAAAAGGCAGUACAACACAAUUUUUCACUGGUGACGAUAAUGGCUGGAAGUUGGUGACUAUUGAUGAGAAUAAACAUUCAGGCAGUGCUCCAGAAAUAUUUCACAAAAUGUUACGGUCGGCAUACUUUCGUCUGCUCGUAAUGGGUGUCGUAUUAGCGAAUGGAAUUAUAACCGCUACUAUGAAUUUCAAACACGAUGACAACCCUAGGGAAUUCUUCUACGAAAAAUAUUACUAUAUCGAGAUUGCAUUCACAAUUUUUUUGGAUUUGGAGGCAUUAAUAAAAAUCUGGUGUUUGGGUUGGAAGGGAUAUUUCAAACAUUCUGUUCACAAAUUUGAAUUACUUUUGGCUGUCGGAACUACCAUUCAUAUUAUUCCGCAACUAUACAUGUCGGGCUUUACAUAUUUCCAGGUCCUUCGAAUUGUGAGGUUAAUAAAGGCGUCACCUCUGUUGGAAGGAUUCGUUUACAAGAUUUUUGGACCAGGCAAGAAAUUGGGCAGCCUUAUUAUUUUUACCAUGUGUUUGUUGAUAAUAAGCUCCUCCAUUUCAAUGCAGCUGUUCUGUUUUCUUUGUGAAUUCACAAAGUUUGAAACAUUUCCCGAAGCAUUUAUGUCCAUGUUCCAAAUUUUGACACAAGAGGCAUGGGUGGAAGUUAUGGACGAGACAAUGGUACGAACGAGCCAAACACUAACGCCGCUGGUCGCUAUCUACUUUAUUUUGUACCAUUUGUUUGUGACUUUGAUAGUGCUGUCACUUUUCGUCGCUGUGAUUCUUGACAAUCUGGAAUUAGAUGAGGACAUAAAGAAAUUGAAGCAACUCCGGUAUCGUCAGCAAAGCGCAGAGAUUAAAGAGAGUUUACCGUUUCGUUUACGAAUAUUUGAAAAAUUCCCUGACAGUCCCCAGAUGACGAAGUUGCACAAAGUUCCCGGCGACUUCAAUUUGCCUAAGGUACGGGAGUCCUUUAUGCGGCAGUUCGUAUGCGAAGUGGAGGGCGAAGAGGAGGCCGGGGUGACGGGGGCGGGGCCUGGGGGGGCGCGAGCGGCCGACCUCUCGCGGCGGGCAAUCGAGUACAUAGGGGUGGACAAGAUCGCCUUCCCGUACAGGAAACGGUGUCUCGUCAAAACCCUCGUGGUGGCGCCCCCGUCCCAGCGUCCCAGCUCAGCCCUGCGGCGGCACGUGGUCGCUUCAAUCAUCAAAUCAAUAAACAAAUACGUUGAUUUUACUAAAGCGAUUCCAACAACCACCGACGCUUGGUGCUCGCUGAGGGUGGAUCAGAAGAAAUUCGGCUCGCGCUCGAUCCGGCGCUCGGUGCGCAGCGGCUCGCUGAAGCUGAAGCAGACGUACGAGCACCUGCUGGAGAACGGCGACAUCGGCGCGGCGUCGCGCGUGGUGCCCUCCUCGCGCGCGCGCCCUCCCUACCUCGACAUUCGGCUGCUGCAAGCCAAGAGGCAGCAAGCCGAGAUGCGCAGGAACCAGCGGGAGGAGGACCUGCGUGAAAAUCACCCGCUGUUCGACACGCCGCUGCUGCUGGUCCCGCGCGAGUCCCGCUUCCGCAAGCUGUGCCGCGCCAUCGUGGACGCGCGCUACGACGCCCGCCUGCGGGAUCCCGUCACCGGCAACGAGCGGAAGGUGCACUACAAGAGCUUCCAUAACUUCUUGGGACUGGUGACUUACCUGGACUGGGUAAUGAUCAUGGUGACAACUCUCUCUUGUUUGUCUAUGAUGUUUGAAACCCCCACGUACAGAGUAAUGGAAAAUUUUGUGCUACAGAUUGCGGAGUAUGGCUUCGUCGUAUUUAUGAGUUUGGAACUUGCGUUAAAAAUAUUAGCUGAUGGGUUGUUCUUUACACCAAAAGCUUAUCUUAAAGACGCAGCUGCUGUGUUGGAUGUUUUCAUUUAUGUGGUAUCACUGACGUUCCUAUGUUGGAUGCCGGUGCGUGUUCCACCCGGCUCUGCGGCGCAAAUGCUCAUGAUACUCCGCUGCGUGCGUCCCCUACGAAUAUUUACCCUUGUGCCACAUAUGCGCAAGGUCGUCUACGAGCUGUGCCGAGGAUUUAAAGAAAUACUUUUGGUAUCGACACUCCUCAUACUGUUGAUGUUCGUAUUCGCAAGCUAUGGCGUUCAACUAUAUGGCGGGAGGCUAGCCCGGUGCAAUGAUCCGACGAUCACCCGUCGGGAGGACUGCGUCGGCGUGUUCAUGAGACGCGUUUUCGUGACCAAAAUGAAGAUCAGGCCGGGGGCCAACGAGACCUUCCCGUCCAUGCUGGUGCCUAGAGUAUGGGCUAACCCCAAGCGCUUCAACUUCGACAACAUAGGGGACGCUCUGCUGACGCUUUUUGAGGUACUCUCGUUCAAAGGCUGGUUGGACGUAAGGGAUGUACUGAUUAAAGCAUUGGGGCCAGUGCACGCGAUAUACAUUCAUGUUUACAUAUUCUUGGGCUGCAUGAUCGGAUUGACCUUGUUUGUGGGUGUGGUGAUCGCCAAUUACUCCGAGAACAAAGGCACCGCCCUCUUGACCGUCGACCAGCGCCGAUGGUGCGACUUGAAAAAGAGGCUGAAAAUCGCUCAGCCCCUCCACUUGCCACCUCGGCCCGAUGGCAGGAAAGUACGCGCCUUCGCCUACGACGUCACGCAAAAUCUAUCGUUCAAGCGGGUCAUCGCUAUUGUAGUUCUGAUUAACAGCGCCCUUCUGGCUGUUACGUGGUCGAGCCACUCGUCGAACACGGAGCGGCUGGCGCUGACGUCGGCGCUGCUCACGCUGGUGUUCGUAGUGGAGGUGGUGCUGAAGACGAUAGCGUUCACGCCGCGCGGCUACUGGCAGAGCAGGCGCAACCGCUACGACCUGCUGGUCACCGUCGCCGGUUGCAUAUGGAUCUUCAUGCACUUCAUCCUCAAGAAUGACCUCUCUUACUUCGUGGGUUUUAUGGUGGUCAUACUGCGGUUCUUCACGAUCACCGGUAAGCACACUACGCUGAAGAUGCUCAUGCUGACGGUGGGCGUGAGCGUGUGCAAGAGUUUCUUCAUCAUUUUCGGCAUGUUCCUGCUCGUGUUCUUCUACGCGUUGGCCGGCACCAUCGUUUUCGGAAACGUCAAAUACGGAGAAGGAAUUGGGAGACGCGCCAACUUCAACUCGCCGAUCCACAGCGUCGCGAUGCUGUUCCGCAUCGUGACGGGCGAGGACUGGAACAAGAUCAUGCACGACUGCAUGGUGGCGCCGCCCUACUGCACGCCGGCCGAUAACUACUGGGAGACGGACUGCGGCAACUUCACCGCCUCGCUCGCCUACUUCUGCACCUUCUACGUCAUCAUCACCUACAUCGUGCUCAACUUGCUCGUCGCUAUAAUAAUGGAAAACUUUUCGUUGUUCUACUCAAACGAAGAAGAUGCUCUUCUGUCGUAUGCGGACAUUAGGAACUUCCAAAACACCUGGAACAUUGUAGACGUGCACCAGAAGGGGGUCAUUCCUGUGAGGAAGGUCAAAUUCAUCCUGCGGCUGCUGAAGGGGCGUCUGGAAUGCGACACGCAUAAGGAGCGCUUGCUGUUCAAGUACAUGUGCUACGAACUAGAAAGGCUGCACAACGGCGAAGAUGUCACCUUUCAUGACGUCAUCAACAUGUUGUCGUACCGUACCGUCGACAUCCGCAAGUCUUUACAAAUGGAGGAGCUGCUCGCUAGGGAAGAGUUCGAGUUUCUGAUCGAGGAGGAAGUCGCCAAACAGACUAUCCGCACUUGGCUUGAGGGUUGCCUCAAAAAAAUUCGCGCUAAUAGCAGCAAACAACAGACCAGUUUAAUUGCCGGAUUGAGAAAAACCAACGAGCAGAUUAUCGAUAUGCCCAAUGAGAAAACGGAGAAAGAAAAAAUGGAGACCGAAGCUCAGCAAGUCGUCGCUAAUGCUGGCCGCACAGAAAUGACGGAGUCUACUUCACAACCAAUAAUGUCAAAUAUGACCUCGUCAUUUGAUUCUCAACCGAAGCGAUCAUCUACUAAAGCACAGUUAAAGAGACCAGGCUUGCCAUCGGUAACAUUGCCCAGACCCGAAAGUCCCGUUAAGAAGUAUCUGCAGCCAACGUUGAGCGACCCCCAUCCCACUAUGAAUAAGAAAUCGCCACCGGUGAUGAAGACGAACAGCCGGGCGCACAACACGCCUUCGGGCGCGGGCAGCGUGGCGGCCGGCAGCGGGGGCGGAGGCGGAGGCGGAGGCGGGGGCGGAUACGGGGGCGGGGGCGGAGGGGGCCCCGCGCUGCACCACCUGCACGACUGGUGGCGCGCGCACCUCACCGGCCCGCCGCACGCCGAC
Messenger RNA from Iphiclides podalirius (scarce swallowtail), 5310 nucleotides. NCBI's taxonomy places the organism in Eukaryota, Metazoa, Arthropoda, Insecta, Lepidoptera, Papilionidae. The record is from the annotation of a GenBank genome assembly.